AUGAGCAAUAUGUUCCAGGGCCAUGUGCCAGAAGCGAGAGUUUUGAUAAUCAUGACUGGAGGAACCAUCUGUAUGCAAAAAUCCCCAAACGGCCUCGUUCCAGCACGGAAUUUUCUAGAACGAUGCAUGGCACCUCGACCGGAAUUCAAUGACGGAGAGACGCACGAUUCCAUCGAGGUGAGGUUUCACGAUGGACCUGAAGGCCUGGGCGAGCUGCAGAGUCUGCGAACGCCAACCAGUGUCUACGGCAAACGUAUUCGAUAUGCCGUCUUGGAAUUCGAGACCCUCCUUGAUUCCUCGUCGAUUGACAGCAAGGGAUGGGCGGAAAUCGCCCAGACAAUCUUCCGCAACUACCAAUUGUUUGACGGUUUUGUCGUCCUUCAUGGCACUGAUAGCUUAGCAUACACCUGCUCGGCUCUGAGUUUCAUGCUGCAGAACUUGGGCAAGCCGGUGAUACUGACCGGAUCUCAAGUUCCCUUUUCGGAACGCAAGAACGAUGCGUUAGAAAACCUCCUCGACUCACUGGACAUUGCUGGCCACUUCAUGAUCCCCGAGGUGUGUCUCUGUUUCAAUUCGACUCUGUUCCGCGGAAAUCGGGCUACGAAGGUGUCUGCCAGCGCGUUCGAUGCCUUUGCGUCUCCCAAUCUGGCUCCGUUGGCCAAAAUCACUGCUAUGGAUACUAAAGUUGCAUGGAACCUUGUCACAAGGUCGACAUCACUUCAAGCGUUCAGCAUUCAAUCGGACCUCGAGAUUCAUCACGUGGCGUGUUUGCGCAUCUUCCCAGGCAUCAAACCAAAAAUGGUGGAAGCCGUUCUGCGAACCGAAGGCUUGCGUGGUUUGGUUCUCGAAACGUUUGGUGCGGGAAAUGCACCCAGUGGGCACGACAAUAAGAUGACUCAAGUCAUUUCAGAUGCGGUGCAGCGAGGCAUUGUGAUCGUGAAUGUCACGCAAUGUCUGACUGGCAGCGUCAAUCCACUCUAUGCACCGGGAAUGGUUCUUGGCCGUGCCGGUGUUGUUGCAGGUGGAGAUAUGACAAGUGAAGCUGCUCUGACCAAAUUGUCGUACCUUCUGGCGCUUCCCGGAGCAACCCCGGAGUCGGUCGCCAAAGACAUGGCCAUAUCGAUCCGAGGUGAGUUGUCUGAGAAUGCCGGGACGAUAUUCAGUCACCCUACGGGCGAGUUGUCAUCUCCCGUCACCCAGCUUACCGCCAUUGCGUAUGCCAUCGCUAGUGGGGAUAUUGAAAAGGUCAAAGAUCUGCUGCGAAAUGAUAGUCAACUCAUGAACCGAGCCGACUACUCGGGGAACACGCCUGUUCAUCUGGCAGCGACAGGGCCCAGCCUUGCGAUUCUUCGACAUCUUCUCUCACUGGGCGCAUCGGUUCAUCUUCGAAACCACACAGGUUCGGGCAGGACACCUCUUUUUCUGGCCGCCAACGCGGGUUUGCUGCCACAUGUAUUGCUUCUACGACAAGCCGGCGGGCAUCUCCACGCGGAAGAACUCGAAACGGCGAGACUCCAUGCAAGUCAAAGGCCAGAUGUGUGGAAGCAAGCCGGCCUGGAAAUUCCUUGA
Messenger RNA from Rhinocladiella mackenziei CBS 650.93, 1569 nucleotides. RefSeq lists its product as uncharacterized. Gene Ontology annotation, molecular function: asparaginase activity; protein binding. The record is from RefSeq and is a predicted model, not a curated record. The transcript is spliced from 3 exons. NCBI's taxonomy places the organism in Eukaryota, Fungi, Ascomycota, Eurotiomycetes, Chaetothyriales, Herpotrichiellaceae. Bases 1 to 1569 code for a protein of 522 amino acids.